AUGACGGCGGACGUGCUAACACAACUUCAGGUUGAGUACAAUAAACUUGCCGUGCAGUUCUUCAGCACCUUCUCUUACCUCAACCAGCGACAUCCCUUGGUCGCUCCUCCAGAAAUUCCAGGUUUUAGAUUCACAAGCCAGCAACUAGCACCAUCGGGUCCUGGGCCAGAAGACACAGAUUGGCCUACCCGAGUAUUGGCAGAAUUUGUCCUGCGGCCUACUGACGAGAACACAUUUAAAGAAGCGCAACAGGAGCUCGCCAAUGAUCUCAUCUUCAAGACCAAACAAAUUCAGCAGCUGAUUGCUCGACUUCCUGGCAUCGACCAUGACGAGCAGCAGCAGGCAGAAGAGGUUCAACAAUUAGCAGCGCAGGUGCAAGAGAUAGAGAAGGCGCGACAGGCCAAGAGAAAAGAAAUGCGACAGCUGGUGAAAAAGCUUGACGCUGUCAUCGCAGCGUUUCUUCUUGAGAAAGGCGGUGUUUGCGACGAGGACCAGGGAGGCAGGAGCACGACGGGUUAG
Lithohypha guttulata is the source of this 519-nucleotide messenger RNA. It is a transcript of the gene srb7, whose product is annotated as Mediator of RNA polymerase II transcription subunit 21. The transcript has 2 exons. Gene Ontology annotation, cellular component: mediator complex. The record is from RefSeq and is a predicted model, not a curated record. Gene Ontology annotation, biological process: regulation of transcription by RNA polymerase II. Gene Ontology annotation, molecular function: transcription coregulator activity. Lineage: Eukaryota; Fungi; Ascomycota; Eurotiomycetes; Chaetothyriales; Trichomeriaceae. Bases 1 to 519 code for a protein of 172 amino acids.